Molecule: messenger RNA, 4346 nt
Organism: Strongylocentrotus purpuratus (purple sea urchin)
Lineage: Eukaryota; Metazoa; Echinodermata; Echinoidea; Camarodonta; Strongylocentrotidae
Product: TATA box-binding protein-associated factor RNA polymerase I subunit C
Exons: 18
Coding region: 138-2825 (895 amino acids)
Biological process (GO): transcription by RNA polymerase I
Cellular component (GO): fibrillar center
Molecular function (GO): RNA polymerase I core promoter sequence-specific DNA binding
Source: RefSeq, a predicted model, not a curated record
CCUAUCACUGCACGUGAAUCGACUUAACGUAGGCUAGUACAAUUUGUCAUGUGUGUGCGGUAGCGCAGCCAGGCCGGAUUCCCAGGUAGAAUUUCAAUGAACAUGAAGCAGUCUGAUGUUACCCAAGAAAUAUUGAAAUGACUAUGUCUGCGUUCCCUUCACCACAUUAUCCAGCCAUCGUUCCUCUCGGUAGCGAAGGCUGUGAUCCGUUUGAAGCAUUUGGUUGUGCCCAUGCAUGUGACAUCAGACGAGGAGAGGAUGGUUCUCUUCAGAAAUACUUUCAGUAUAACAUCACCAAGGAAGCUGCACAGAAUCUCGUACCUGCAGGAGCUUGCGUGCCUUUCUUGCCACCAAAUGAUGGUUCACCUGUCGGUGUUGUUCAUUAUGAAGAUUAUGUCAGGAGAGGAACAAUGAAGAAACGCCUUGGUAUGAACAUUGAGCAACAGGUUGAACAAUUGUAUGCAAGCAAUCCUGACUUGGGAUUUGGACCUGUCUAUGAUGUAUUGUCCAAUGAUGAAUGGAAGCAGAUUAAAAAACUACAUGUACCAACCACCAAAUACUGCCAAAGCCUCCUAAGAAAGAACAAGUCCAUCAUCGAUGCGGUAUCUUCUGUAGGAGUUCAGCGUUCGCUGUUGCAGGGGUUACUCAGAGAGGAAACCCAUCAGCAAAUUGAAAGAAUGUAUCACAAUGAGUUAUAUUACGGAGGCUGUUUAUCUUACGAACCUUUCAAGUCAUCGACUACAGAGGGCGGCAGUGGACUAUUGUUUCAUCCCAGUGGACAAGCACUAGAUACACUCAAUAUUCAUGUUUUGGAAUCUGAAUCUGUUCCUUGCUUCAAGCCGUCAACAUCUUUGAAACAUCAGAUCUCUGUGGCAGGCUGUAUAAGGCAAAUAGAAACCCAUAGAUUGUCUUUGAAAAAAGAGAUUUACGCUGGCAUCAGGACAGACUACCACGCUUACGUUGUGAGAUGUAAGAGGAAAGAGAGCCUGAAAUGCAAGCUCAUACAUGACGUGACGUCACAGUACAGAAUAACUUCAAUAUCUCUCAGCCCUCAUUUAGAAGGGGAAUUCUUGUUUACAAAUGAAAGAGGACAAGUCAGUCACAUAGACCAGAAAAAAAAGGUCUCUAUGUCACCCUCGAGGGAGCAUACGCCGGCGUACGCACACUUCACCGCUCACCCUUGUCUUGCCUUUGCCCACACUAAAGACCAAGCGUAUCAGGUUGAUUUUAGGUUACCCAACCUAACGGAAGACCAAAAGAUUCCUCUCUUUCAACUACGAAGCAGCUGCCUACCAGGGGAUCAGUACUUCUGCGUUGCUAGGCAACACCCUAGCAACCCAUUCUAUCAUUGUCUUGCCACUCAGCAUUAUCUAUUCCUCAUGGAUGAAAGAUUUCCACAGCAUUCGGUCCUCCAGUGGCCCCACCUUCUCUCUACUCCACCCACCUGCCUCCACAUCACUCCCUCCAUCUCAUCACCUUCCCUGACGACCUCUGAUGACCUUCUCCUGGCUGCUAGCUACUCUUCAAGGGAGGUGCACUGCUUCCAAUCCUCAAGUUUAAAUGGGCAAGCGCCGUCUUCAACCAGAGCCCCAUGGAAAAUUCAGGAUAGCAAUGCCUGGUUAGAUUUGAUGUCGGUGGUUCCUAGUCAAGAUGAGGAGCUGGUGAGAGAGAGAAUCUCCCGACCUCUCGUAGGUAUGUGUGCAGCUAAGCUGGAGCAGGACCAACAACAAACAAUCACAGUAUUUCAGAUAUCUGAAGUUGGAGACAUCUACCAGCAGGUACUGAAAGUAAACAAUGACGAGGAGUUUGUGGAGUCCAUGGAUCAAGACACGCUGAGUGAGCCUUGCGAGAGGAAAUGUAGGGAUUUCAUAGAAAGGGUCAUCAUGUCAAGUGAAAGCAGGGAAGAGUGUGACAUCACUGUCAAGAAGUUAAAGACCAAGAAGGUUUUGAAAGAAAUAGCUAGACAUAUGGUGGACAAGUCUGAGGGUUGUUGCGUAUGCCAGCCUGGAGAUGCUACGAGACGAACAGGAAACUAUGCUUGCACACAGUGUGGAUUGACAGCAGACCAGUCAAGCUCCCUCGCGGACGUCUUUCCAAGGGCUGUUUUUACUCUACCAAGGAACAAAGCAGACUAUCUUUCGCUGUCUAAGGUAAGGAGUGUAACAAAGCGUGAUGCUGAAUGCUGUAAGCUGGGAAAGAGACUAUGGAACACAUGGCACGCAGAUGAAGACACAACGGACAAGACAUACCGGAAGCUCAUUAAAGAGACAAAGAAGAAAUGUCCUGUGAAACGUCUCGAGAAGAGUGCAAAAACCAGCAUUCCCACCCCAACCAUUGCCAAAGCACCGGAGAAAACUCCAUCUAGACUGGAGCAGUAUGGGAUCCGUCGCAGGAUGUGGCAGGAGGUCCAGGACACCAUGUCACCCAGAAAGACACCACUCCUAGUCCUGGACAGGUUACCAAUGUCUAGAGCGGACGGCAUAAGGCCGAGCAGAGGUAAAAAGGGUCAGUCGGCAGGUGUUCAGGACGUUGUACUACCCAGAGGAGAGUUGAUGGUAGAUGCUGAGAAUCUGCCUCCUCCUCCUAUCCCAAGCCAGCUGGACACUCCUGAAAGCCCAAGGUCACUGUCGUCUUUGGACGAUCAUUCUCCAGACAUUGCAAGAGGAUCCCAACAGCAAAAGCAGAAGCAGCCAAACAAGGAGCAGCAGGACCUUGGGUCAGACUCUCCAGACCAAAGUCCAGUCCCGAACAUGUCUUUGAUCAAACUCACGAGCAGGCUGAAGAAAUCUUUGAAGAAGAAGAAGAGUCAAACCAUGGGAUUUUAGCUAGUAUACACGAUGUACACAUAUCUUUAACAUCCCAGAAGCUAGAUAUUUUAGGGACCUGUUUCACAAAGCCUUUUUUCAUUGACAAAUGACUAAAAUCAGUGACAAAUCUGCUGACAACCAAUCAGAAGCGAGGAUUUCGGUAGCUUAUAACAAAAACUGUCAUUUGUCACCAAUGACAAGUUUUGUGUUACACCCCCCAGAAGGCCCAAAUUCCUUGGUAUCUUGGAAAGGGAUAGCAAAAGCAAGAGGAGCAACACUUUUGCUCAAACUCAAACUCAUCAAAAAAGAGAGCCAAAUUCCCAAGAUCACUGGGAUCAGUUUAUUAAGAAAAAUUCAAAGAAAACUUAAAGGGGCACGUUCCCACCAGUGUAGUUAUUGGAACAUGCCAUCUGCGUAAAAGCUGUAUUCCGUUGGUGUCAAUAGGCAGCUAUAGCACCGUCCGCCAGCGCGUACAUAUUUUGAACGCCCUCUGGAAUACGGGGAACAUGCCCCUUUAAAACAGGAAAGCUCACAUGAUAGGAUUCUAAAUGAAUCACAUCUUUAGCAGUUAUCACUCACAACUCAGCUUGCAUUUGAUAUCAAUAACAAUUCUGUAACAGAUAAGGUGAUUAUAUCUUGUUGUUGAUUUUGACGCUUAUGACCUAUCUAGAUCAGAUGCAACUCUAUUAGACUGGGCUUAGAAUGAAGAGCUUUUGAAAGAUGGAUGAAUGAUAUACAUGAUUAUUGAUAAGAAACUAAGUAUGUAACAGGUUUUGUUUUGCAUCAGUAUAAUUUAACUAGGAACAGGACAGUUUGCUAAUCUUGUGCAUGUUUAUCAGUUACCAACCAACUUAUUUUGAUGCUGCAUUUGAUACUGAAAAUACCACCGACAACAAAUAAUAAAGAAUUACAUUAUUUUGGCUGUAUGAAACCUAUUUUGGUACAAGAGAAAUUUGGUCCGAUUGUAGGAGUUAUUCUAGAGGCUGUGCUGUUGUACAACACAUUCUUUGCAGAUAAUUUGUUUCUACACUGACUUUGUCCACUAACCAGAUCAUCUUAAUUCCAUACAGCCACUAUUAUUUUCUAGAGGAACUUCUGUCUUCAAUCUUAGUGCAAAUUAUACAAACUUUCUUUUGUUUCAAUGGUGUGUAUUCUAUUUAUAUUGUGAAUUCCAAAAAACAUUAUUGUUUCUACAAAUUAUCUUCAUUAGUGAAUAACUUAUUUCAGGUUAUUUUUUUUCUUCAAUUGUAUUAUUUUGUUCCAUGUUUUCGUGACUGCAAAGUUGUGUAUAUUUAGGUGUAUAUUUAAGUAUGUAUAAAAUAUGAAUACUGAAUUUCACUGGGAUACAACGCUUCUUAGAAGUCUAUGUCAUGAAUUUCAUGUUGAUGUUUUUAUUGUUUGAUAAUCAGUUUAUAUUGUGGAUUUCCAUUGAAGAUUGUAACCAUGUAUAUUUAGAGCUUUUGAUAAAGAAUUAUUUAUUUAUCAGUACCCGUGAAGGUUUUGUCCAUCAUGCAUCUGAAUAAAAGUGCAAGUAGAAAA